UGGGAGAGGCGCUCCCGCGGCGGGAGGAGGAAAGCUUCCGGCCGGCCUUCCGGCGCGCGGGGGGCCUCGCUAGGGCGGGAAUGGCCGCGGCGGCCGAGGAGGCGGCGGAGGCGCGCAGGAUGGAGCUGGAGGCGGAGGCGAACCGCUGGGCCGUCCUCUUCUACGCCCACCAGGCCUUGCGGGCUUUCCGGGCCGGGAACAGCCAGGACUUUCGGGAGCUGCGCGACGUCCUCGCCGCCGUCCUGGCGCGGCCGGUGGCCCUGGAGGAGCCGCUCCGGAUCCAGCUGCGGAUUAUCCAGAUCCUGUCCAGGCUGGAGGAAGGUGAGCGGGGGCGCAGCCCCUCUUUGCCCGGGAACGCUG
Pseudonaja textilis is the source of this 360-nucleotide messenger RNA. NCBI's taxonomy places the organism in Eukaryota, Metazoa, Chordata, Lepidosauria, Squamata, Elapidae. The record is from RefSeq and is a predicted model, not a curated record.